AUAUCUCGAGCCGGGAAGGAACAUCAGUGGGAAUUUCACCGCAUACGUUCCCAAGAGGAAGAGAACUCUCGAGCCGCAAGGCCGCAAGAGACUGCGCCUCAGCGACUACUUCAAGGUUGUGCAAUCUCCUGGCAGCCGUGACCCGACGGACUGGUCGAGACCGAGCUCCAUCAACCAACAGAUCAAUCUGGGGCUUGAGAUGAAACUCAGAGAGGCUUUACGAAAUCUGCGGCAAUCGCUGAUGGAGGAGCACAAGCUGACGAAGGCUCAUACUGUUUUCAAUGAGAACACCAUCAUAGGGUGCAUUCAAAGGCUUCCGCAGAGCAUACAGGAUCUGGAAGGGAUACCCGGGCUGGGUGCGCAACGGAUGAAGAAGUAUGGUGAGAGGAUAGUCAGUCGUGUGAUAGCUGUCCUGAGUGAUCGCUGGAGCUCAAGUGCCCCUGCUCCACCGCGAGCGUCAUCAUCAUCGUCAUCUUGUGCUGUGGAGAUGACUGAAGAGUACGAGAUACUCAACAGCAUGGACGAAGCAACCCUUCGAGAAUUUGCCUUUGACGGGGGUUGA
This is a messenger RNA of Perkinsus marinus ATCC 50983, 562 nucleotides long. RefSeq lists its product as hypothetical. NCBI's taxonomy places the organism in Eukaryota, Perkinsozoa, Perkinsida, Perkinsidae. The annotation marks the transcript as partial. The transcript has a single exon. Gene Ontology annotation, molecular function: nucleic acid binding; nucleotide binding. The record is from RefSeq and is a predicted model, not a curated record.